Molecule: messenger RNA, 2547 nt
Organism: Vigna unguiculata (cowpea)
Lineage: Eukaryota; Viridiplantae; Streptophyta; Magnoliopsida; Fabales; Fabaceae
Gene: CLC-E
Product: chloride channel E
Biological process (GO): transmembrane transport; chloride transport
Cellular component (GO): chloroplast thylakoid membrane
Molecular function (GO): chloride transmembrane transporter activity
Source: RefSeq, a predicted model, not a curated record
AUUAGAGAGGGAAAAUGAGUUAUUAGUUAGUGGGGCGGGAGGAAGUCGGAAUAUCAGAGAAAUGGUUGGCAUAGGAUGCAUAGCGGGCGUAGGAGUUUAUCAUCCCAGCUGGCACCAUCAUCGAAUUCGAAUUCUCACUUCUAAAUCUGAAGAAACAGUUAAAGUAACACGGUGGUGGUCGUUGUUCUCAGCUUCUGCAUACGAGACUCGUCAUCGGUGCAGGCCCAGGCCCAGGCGUCCUUGUUGUGUGCCUAAGGAUAUAGACGCUGAGGAGGAGGGACCCUCUACUUCGGAGCGACUAGAGUUAGAGUGGAAGCUCCUCAGCAGAAGGAUUGGAGAUUCUGGCAUAAUUUCUUCGUGUUUGGUCGGUCUCCUCACCGGCGUCGCUGUCGUGGUCUUCAAUUAUGCUGUCCAUGAAAUUCGUGAUUUGUUCUGGGAUGGGAUUCCCAAUCGUGGCGCCUCAUGGUUGAGAGAAGCGCCUAUUGAGACAACAUGGGCACGGGUAGUACUAGUUCCGGCGUUUGGAGGCGCUGCCGUGUCUGUGCUAAACCUCCUCCGUUCACGUUUUGAUUCCUCUCUGCAACAAGAUCCUUUCCUCCGAACACCUUCUGCCUAUCUCAAGUCUGCUUCCCGCCCUUUGCUAAAAGCCGUGGCAGCUUCUGUUACUUUAGGCACAGGCAAUUCCUUGGGUCCAGAGGGUCCCAGCGUCGACAUUGGCACUUCCAUUGCCAAAGGCCUCGCUCCUUUCUUUCACAAUGGAAAGACUUCCGGCAGAAUGCUCUCCCUUCUCGCUGCUGGAUCUGCUGCUGGCCUCGCUGCCGGUUUUAAUGCUGCUGUUGCCGGUUGCUUUUUUGCUGUCGAGUCUGUCUUGUGGCCAUCGCCUGCAGACGCAUCUUUACCACUUACAAAUAAUACUUCCAUGGUCAUACUCAGUGCUGUCAUAGCUUCUGUAGUUUCUGAGAUUGGCCUUGGCUCUCAACCAGCCUUUAAAGUUCCAGACUACGACUUCCGGUCUCCCGGUGAGCUCCCGCUGUAUCUAUUGCUGGGUAUUUUAUGUGGCCUGGUGUCAUUGGCCCUAUCUAGGUGUACGUCAUAUAUGUUGACUAUUGUUGACAAUCUGCACAAGGCCACUGGCAUUCCAAGAGCUUCAUUCCCUGUAUUGGGAGGCUUAUCGGUUGGGUUGAUAGCAUUGAUAUAUCCUGAAAUCCUCUACUGGGGUUUUGAGAAUGUUGACAUUUUAUUAGAAUCUCGGCCAUUUGUUAAAGGCCUUUCCACUGAUCUAUUGCUUCAGCUAAUAGCCGUCAAGAUAGUUGCAACUUCUCUGUGCAGGGCUUCUGGAUUAGUGGGGGGGUAUUAUGCCCCAUCUCUUUUUAUUGGUGGUGCAACUGGGAUGGCUUAUGGAAAAUUAAUUAGUUUGGCUGUUGCUGAGUCUAAUCCCAUGAUUAACCUCUCUGUGUUGGAAGUGGCAUCACCGCAAGCUUAUGGCCUGGUUGGAAUGGCUGCAACUCUUGCAGGGGUUUGUCAAGUACCACUUACUGCAGUUUUGCUUCUGUUUGAAUUAACACAGGACUAUAGGAUUGUUCUACCGCUGCUUGGAGCUGUAGGGUUGUCUUCGUGGAUUUCAUCUGUACAGACAAAAAGAGAUGACAGAGUGGCAAAAAAGAUCAAAUCAGAAAAUUCAAAUUCUACAUCACUUUCCAAAAUAUCUUCUCCUAGUUCAAUUGAGUCAUCUGCUGGCAAUACCUUUGCUGAAGCUGCCCCAUAUAUGAGUAAUUUGUGUCAAGUGGAAAGUUCACUUUGUAUAGAGGAUGAUAAUGUUGAAACAACAUAUAUUGUAAGGAGAACAUUUGUUUCAGAAGCCAUGAAGACGAGAUACGUGACGGUUUCAAUGUGCACACUGCUUACAGAAGUAAUAGAUCUCAUGAUUGCAGAGAAACAGUCUUGUGCUGUAAUUGUUGAUACUGAUGAUACAUUAAUCGGUUUCUUGACACUUAGAGACAUUCAAGAGUAUGGUAAAUUUGCUAAAGCAAGAAGCAAAAAAGACAAGGAGCUUUUAGUUUCUGAAUUAUGCCUUUUAGAUGGACAAAUAUGCAGCGUGCCAUGGACAGCUACACCUGAUAUGGAACUUCGUUAUGCUCAAAUGAUAAUGAAGGAGCGCGGAUUCAAUCAAGUUCCAGUCGUGAGGAAUAUCUACGAAAGAACGUAUCCAGUUGGCAUUAUAGACCCUGAGAGUAUCAGGCUAACAUGCAGUGCUUUGGCAACCAGAGAAACCCUCAGCUAAUAUUAAUUACAUUUGGGAGGCUGAAGACUCAUUUGAUAUUUCUUGGUUUUGAAUUAUGAACCAUUUUCGGUAAUUCGAUUGAUUUUGGUUUUGAAUUGUGCCACGUCGGUUCUGUGUUUAUACCUAAAAAGAAGGGCUCAAUUGAGUUGUGUUUAGUUAUUGCUGGAUGAAAUAUAGGUAGAUCCGUAUGAAAGAACUCUUGUAAACUGAUAAAGCUUCUUAUAUUGUUCGAUAUUUGAUUUGCAGGGAUCGAUUUGGUACGUCAA